This is a messenger RNA of Oncorhynchus masou masou (cherry salmon), 1367 nucleotides long. RefSeq lists its product as uncharacterized. The transcript has 5 exons. The record is from RefSeq and is a predicted model, not a curated record. NCBI's taxonomy places the organism in Eukaryota, Metazoa, Chordata, Actinopteri, Salmoniformes, Salmonidae. Bases 162 to 1175 code for a protein of 337 amino acids.
CAUGACAUUAGCCCAUAGUUGUCAUAUGAGACAUCUGUGGUUUUCCUGUGAUCAAGCUCCACAUCUGCUGUUCUAUUGAAACAACAGUUAAUCUUUGUCCCAGUCACUGCCACCAUCUUCUGUGAAGUCAGACUAACAGUAUGUAUGUAGCUGUCUAAAGAAUGACAUUGUUCAUCCCUGAUAUGGCUGGUCAUCUGUUUUUGCUCAUCCUCCUUUUCGAUACCUUCCAGUUCCUCAAAGCCAAAGAUCUUUCUCAACCAAGUCUAACAGUGAUUCCUGCAGUCAUCAAAGAGAGAGACUCAGUUCUGCUGAACUGUCAGACUCCUCCAUCUGUCUCUGAGUGUUACUUCAAAAUGGCUGGGCAAGUGGAAUUCACCCUUACAUCACCCUGUCAACAGACACUCACAGGAACACUACUGGUGAGGUGGACAGGUCAGAGUUCACCAGCUGAGGUCAAAAUACAAUGUCAGUACAGUGCUACAGGUUCACAGUAUAGAUCCAUAUACAGUGAGCCGUCAACAGUCACAAUUACGGACAUUCCCCAGCUGAUAGUGAGUUCUACAGUCAUCAGAGAGACAGAAUCAGUUCAGCUGAGUUGUGAGACUCCUCCAUCUCUGCCUGUGUCUCACUGUUACUUCAACAUAGAGGGGAGGAAGAAUCUUCCAGACUCAUCCUGUAGUCAGACACUCACAGGAACAGAGCUGCUCAAGAGGGCAGAUCAAACGUUUCCAGAUGUGGUCAAAGUGACGUGUUACUAUGCUGUAAGGAGGUCUCACAUAUCUCCUUUAAGUGACCCUGUCUCAGUCACUGUUCAGGAUCCAAAACCAGACAUUACAGUCAAUUUAGAUGGGUACUUCAACAUCAUCUGUUUGAUUCAUGGAUCCGUCAGUCCUGACACCACCUGUAACCUGUAUGUUGGAGAGGAGAGUCAGCCGUCCUUCACAGUAAAGAUCAUGAAGAGAAAAGCCACCUCAGCACCCGGACAGCAGUUCUGUCAAUUCACUCCAAAACAUAGUGAUCUGAUCAGUCGUCUACAGUCAAUGAGGAGUAAGGAGGUGAGCUGUGACUACAGAGUGAGCUCAGGACCAAACUCUCUCUCUCCACGUAGUGAUGGACACAGCUUUGCACGUGAGUCAUUAUCUAAACAAAUCUAUCAGGGCUGCAGGUCUUCAUGAUCGGACUCACUUUGAUUUUAGCAUCUUCUUAGUAUUACUAUAUUCAUUCUGACCAACAAACUAAAUUCCACAUUUCAUUCCCAAAUGAUUUUACAUCUGGUGGGAGUUCACAUCAGUGAUCCAACAACUAUACAGACACCUUCUAUAGCAGGUAGACUACACAUUUGUGAUUUUAUAGUGACACUACUUUUA